Molecule: messenger RNA, 1825 nt
Organism: Hevea brasiliensis (rubber tree)
Lineage: Eukaryota; Viridiplantae; Streptophyta; Magnoliopsida; Malpighiales; Euphorbiaceae
Product: protein IQ-domain 26
Exons: 4
Coding region: 246-1562 (438 amino acids)
Molecular function (GO): protein binding
Source: RefSeq, a predicted model, not a curated record
CCCUGCCUUUCUGUUUACUUUUCUUCCUCAUCCUUCUUCUUCUUCUUCUUUUGUUUUUUCCUCUCUCUUUUCGUAUACAAGAAUCUGAUUCUAUCACAGCAACUUAGCCUUUUCUUUAUGAUUACGUUCCCACAUAUUCUGAUUAUUUUAAUUCCUAUAUAUUGAUUAUGCUUUUCUUGUUUCAAUUAAUAUAAUAAAUUCCCACAACCUCUCUGCAUGUUCCAGCGGCGUGUUUUUGUCAGCUAAUGCACAUCUUCACGAGGAGUCGACAUUCUAGUACGCAGAGCAACAACCAACAAAUGGGCAGAGCUACAAGAUGGCUAAAGAGCCUGUUUGGGAUAAAGAACAACAGCAAUAAGGACAUUUGUGAUCGGAGAGAUAAGAAGCGUUGUAGUUCGGCUAGGGACUCAACAGGGCUAUGUCACAAUCCGGCUACUAUACCACCCAAUAUUUCCCCAGCAGAAGCUGCUUGGCUAAGGUCAUAUUACAAUGACACUGAGAAGGAACAGAACAAGCACGCUAUAGUGGUGGCAGCAGCCACAGCUGCUGCAGCUGAUGCGGCAGUUGCUGCAGCCCAGGCAGCGGUGGCGGUGGUGAGGCUAACUAGCCAUGGCAGAGGUACCAUGUUUGGUGGUGGACGGGAGAGGUGGGCUGCUGUCAAGAUUCAAACUGUUUUCAGGGGUUAUUUGGCCAGAAAGGCAUUGCGAGCAUUAAAAGGAUUGGUGAAGUUACAAGCCCGUGUUAGAGGAUACCUGGUAAGAAAACAAGCAACUGCAACACUUCAAAGUAUGGAGGCUCUUAUUAGAGCACAGGCCACCAUCCGUUCCCACAGAGCCAGAAAUCUCACAAGAACUGAUAACCGAUUCGAGAUUCGAGCUCGAAAAUCCUUGGAGACAUUUGACGAAACAAGGAGUGAACACACAGCUUCAAUCCACAGUAGAAGGCUUUCAACAUCACUAGACACCACGUUAAUAAGCCCCAUUAAUGAAAGUCCAAAGAUAGUGGAGGUUGAUACAGGGUGCAGGCCAAAAUCAAGAUCUCGCAGAACUAACACCUCAGUUUCUGAUUUCGGCGAUGACCCAUUUUACCAAAUCCUCUCCUCUCCACUUCCAUCAGGAAUUCCACCACUUUUAUCGAUGCUUCAUGCCCGAAACUAUCAAGAUUCAUACUGGGGCUUAACGGGUGAUGAAUGUAGGUUCUCUACUGCACAAAGCACUCCUCGGUUUCUCAAUUCAGGAGGAUCUAAUGCUUCUAUUACACCUGCUAAGACUAUGUGUGCGGAUAAUCUCCUUAGACAAUAUGGGAAUUCACCUAAUUAUAUGGCUAAUACUCAAUCUUUCAAGGCUAAAGUGAGAUCACAUAGUGCUCCAAAGCAGAGGCCUGAACCUGGGCCAAAAAAGAGGCUGUCACUCAAUGAGUUGAUGGAGUCAAGAAAUAGUACAAGUGGGGUUAGAAUCCAGAGGUCUUGCUCACAAUUUCAAGAAGCUGUAAAUUUCAAGAAUGCGGUGUUGGGUAAGCUUGAUAGAUACACAGAAUUUGCAAGAGAACUAGAGCGAAAAUAAUUGCAGACGUGGUGGUGAAAGGUAGGUAUGGUGAAAGGUAGGUAUUUGUUUUUGGUGAUCUCUUGGAUGCCUGUGUGGAAAAGGGUAAGUAACAGAAAUAUAAGAAAUUUGAAAUUGUGUUGAACUAUUGUUAGAAUUUUCUCAUUGCUUGUGAUUCAAGAGUCCAGAUUGGUGUUCUAAUGAUGGAAUAUCAUCCCUUCAUCAAUGGAAAAUUCCAAUUGUAGAAUUUAUAAUAUUAUAUGAUUGAACAUAAAUUUCUGACA